Phymastichus coffea is the source of this 3386-nucleotide messenger RNA. RefSeq names its product general transcription factor 3C polypeptide 3-like. Gene Ontology annotation, molecular function: protein binding; DNA binding; DNA ligase (ATP) activity. The transcript has 5 exons. Bases 469 to 3171 code for a protein of 900 amino acids. The record is from RefSeq and is a predicted model, not a curated record. NCBI's taxonomy places the organism in Eukaryota, Metazoa, Arthropoda, Insecta, Hymenoptera, Eulophidae. Gene Ontology annotation, cellular component: DNA ligase IV complex; transcription factor TFIIIC complex; DNA-dependent protein kinase-DNA ligase 4 complex. Gene Ontology annotation, biological process: DNA recombination; nucleotide-excision repair, DNA gap filling; DNA biosynthetic process.
ACGAGGAGAAUGCUUGAGGGCCAGUCGUCGAGGCAUCGAAAAAUCAACACGCUUAUUAAAGCUAAUUCUUGUUCACCACUUUUUUAAAGAUUAUUACAAUUGCUUUUAUAAUAAAAAAAUGUACUCAUUAAAAUUAUUGUAUUGAUUAUUUUAAAUUACCGUCUUACAGUGUGUGUAUGUGUGUAUAUAUAUAUAAUAAAAAACACGAUACGUCACAAUAUGUAUUUGGUUCGGCACAUGCGUGCGCAGUACGUUGCUGUAUGCAGUAUUGUUGUUUUACUAUUGCAUGAAACAUGUUAAAAUUAGAUAUUAGAUUAAAAAUCGUAAUUAUAAUUAUGUUUGUGUUUACGAAAUAUAAUUAAAUUUAUUUUAAUUGAGUUAAUAUUGAAGAAAUGACGUGAUUGAGUUCUCUAUCAAUUCCGAUUGUGAUCUGGACACGACAGUAAUGCCAGCAAAAAUUUUAAGUAAAUGAAGAUGGACAUAAAAAUGGAAGUAAGUUCAGAAGAAACAGAUACUGAAGAAGACUCUAACAAAAUAGACUUAGUAUUACCACAGAAACAUUUCAUCAUGGACAAUAAUGCAGUCUUGGCACCUGUUGAGAUAGAGGAACUUGAUCCAGAGUCUAUCAACAAAAUGAAUUUGAAUAUGGGUGAAUUCAUUGAAGCAGAGGCCAUAAAGAUUCAUAAUAUACCUGAUCAGCUGUCAGUGAGUCAACCUGUACAGUAUGUCGACUACAAUCAAUUAAAUGAACCAAUGACUGACACAAUGACUGAUACAGAAGAGCAGAAUUUACUCAGUGUUGAAGAGGAAAAUUUAAUAACCAAACAGUUUUUAAAUGGUGAAUUAACAUUUUCUGAGUUUACAGAGAAAAUGGAUCAAGGUGUUGAAAUUGAAUUGGAAGAAAUUGAAAUAAGUAAUACAGUUAAUCCAGCUAGCGAACCACCUCCUCAGACAAACAGUCAAGUAGCAUCACCUAAACCACAGAAAGCUGCUAAAAGUCGAUCAAGGCGACCAAGAAGAAAUCUCCCACCAGCUCUGCAAGGCCUAAUGGGUGAGGCAAACUUGCGAUAUGCUAGAGGAGAAAUUGAGCUUGCUACUCAAAUUUGUAUGGAAAUCAUAAGGCAGGUACCAAACGCUCCAGAGCCAUUUCACACACUGGCUUCAAUUUAUGAAAAUGAUCAGCCAGAAAAAGCCAUGCAAUUUCAGCUAAUAGCCGCUCAUCUGAGUCCUAAAGACUCUGAGCUGUGGGUACGCUUAGCAACAUCAUCUUUAGCAUCUGGCAAUUUAAGACAAGCGCUUACAUGCUAUUCUAAAGCUAUCCAAGCAAGUCCUAAAGACAUUGAAUUGUAUGAAAUUCGUGCUAAGCUUCAAGAAAAGUUUGGAGACAAAAAGGCUUACAUCCGAGCCUACUCAAAGUUAUUGCAUCAAUUCGGACCAGAGGAUGGUGUUCACAUUGUAGCUUAUGCUAGAAACUUAGCUGAGAGGUGUAUGAAAGAAAAUAUGUACGAAAUAGCUGCUGAUGGUAUGGACAACAUAUUUAAAAAAUGUCCACAAUUGGUUACUCUAGCGGAAGUCAACAUCAUGAUAGAUAUUCUUAUUCCAUUGAGACAAUUCACCAAAUGUCUCGACAUUCUCAUCAGUUAUGCGAAAAUCAUAAUCGAGUAUGUUCCCGAGAGCACUAGUAUUGCUGCUUGUUAUAUUCCCGCUGAUUUGCCAGUCGACCUCAAAGCCAAGUGCAUAAUUACAGUAAUCGAGCUCAAUGCAAUCACUAUCGCAGACACGCUCAUUCCCGACUUUCUUACUACGGAAAAUCCUGAAAUCUCCGGUGACUUGUUCCUCGACAUCGCCGAAGCAUUCAUGAAUAAGAAGGAAUUCAGACGCGCUUUGGAUCUACUGGAGCCACUCGUCAACAGUCAAAACUUCAGUCUGGCCGCGGUGUGGCUACGUCAUGGAGAAUGUUGGAUAGGUUGCAAAGAUUUGAAUAAAGCAAUCAAGUCCUACGAGAUGGUACGUAAAUUGUCGCCACUGCAUUUGGAAGCUCGCAUGGAGUUGGCUAAGCUUUACAAGCUUAAAGGUCAGUUCAACAAAGCUGUGCAAGUUUUGAAGCAGGAUAUCGAGAAAGAUAGUCUCGAUCCAGCUGUUAUUUACGAAAGAACAAAGUUACUGCUGAAAGUCAAAAGAUACGACGAGUUCUUUGAAUCAGGGUUAUUGUUACUCUCUAGACAUUGUAUCACAUUGAGAUCCAGGCUUGAGCUUACCGCUUUAAGCCGAACCAGCGCGUUAAGGCAGCGUACGGAAAUUUUAUACAGGGAUAGACUGUCGAGAGGAGAACCUUUGCACGACGAGAAUGCACCAACUUUUUGUUCGAAGGAAGAUCCGACAAAGAAGCAAGAAUUCAAUCUUGUCUUGCAGAUGUGUCACUUGGCGUGUAAACUCAAGAAAUACGGCCUCAUGCAACGUAUCUGUUUCACGACACUCACGUCCAAACGCUUCGCCGCAGAAAACAGUCAAAUUAUGUAUCUUUGCUUAAUUGCUUGUAUUCGUAAUAACGAUUCGUUCGCAGGAUUUAACAUCGUUCGCGAGCUCGUACGUUCAAAGAAACGUUCCAAAGCUUGGAAUUUAUUGAACAUUAUUAUUCAGAGGGCCGAGGAUUCACGUCACAAUAGAUUCAUGAUGAGACAGUUGGGCAAAGAGGAUGUGUUUUCCUAUCUGCAUAUAUUACACGCAAAUAAUUGCCUUGUGUCGGGCACAUACAAGUAUGCUUUGAAUGAUUACAUUUCGCUUUUCAAAGUUAAGCCCAGCGCGUUGUUAGCUCUGCUUGUUGCGGUUACCUGCUUGCAGAUGGCUUGUCAGAAAUUCUCAUCCAAGAAGAACCAGUUGGUUACUCAAGCCAUGGCAUUUUUGAAAACCUACAUGGAGCUACGAGGCGAACAAGGCUCACAAGAAGCCAACUACAACAUGGCACGAGCUCUGCAUCAGUUAGGUUUACUCACUGGUGCUAUACAUUUUUACAGCAAAGUUUUGGAACUACCAGCACCCGAACUCGUUGAACAACACUCAAAUUUGUUGGAUCUCAAGAAAGAAGCCGCUUUCAAUAUGCAUUUGAUUUACAUGCAGUCGGAAAAUCAUCAACUAGCGAGGACUUUCUUGGAAAAUUAUAUUACUAUUUAAGUGAGCGUUCAUUCGUUUAAUUUCAUGCAAGUGUAUAAAACUGUUGAUAUAGUUGUAAGGAAUAAAUUAAUUUCUAAGAUUGUUUAAGAAUGUAAUAUGUUUUAAUGUUACAAUUCUGUAUGAAAUAUAAAAAUUGUGCGUAGUGCUUAAUUUAAAAAAAUAAAAUAUAAGUCAUUCUUCGUGAUAAGAGAGCGAAAUAGAAUGUAAUAGAAGUA